AUGUUUUGGGUGGGCCGCGUAAAACUGCGCUGCCACCACUACCUGGACCGCUACAUAGGCCACUGCUUGGAAGUCCACGGCCACCGUCUCCAGUGUUUCCGAAACGGAACCAGGAAGCGGCAGGAAUACCCUAAUGGCAUGGUGCGAGCUGCGGCAAACAUUAAUCGCAACUUCUGGGUCCUGUUCAAGGAUUUGUGCAGAGACAGAAACGGACGACGGCGGACUCUCCCGCACCUUUGGCAUGCCUCCUCGUUGCGACUUUCGGCCUUGCCUCAUUACCCCCGAUUCAACCCCGUCAUUCCGUCAUCGGGUAACCCCUGGUACGUCACGCUGCGCCCGGGCGGCCUCUACAUCCCGUCCAAGAUUGAACCUCUCGUCGUGGAGUCGUGGAUGCCUCCCAAGCCGAUGCUUGAGCUAGCGGCACGGUGCCAUUGGAAGAAGGAUAAACAAAGAAUGCGCCAUAGCGGACAACACCCUACCGCCCUUGCCAUUUCCAUCUCCCAUGCUCCCCCGCCCCUCCAAUUUGAUAUUUACUUUCCAUACCUGCCUGAAGCGGAAGGUCGUGGCUGUCGCUUGGCCCUGGCGAGUGGCAAGCUCCGUGCCAACUUGCGCCGGCCACCAACCGCCCUCGACAGCCCGCGGGCGCGAGCAUGCAACCCACAGUCAAGGCGUGGCCCCGAGCACCAUUGUCCUGGCAAGAGACGCCAUGAUCCGCGAAUAUUCGACGUGCGGAGGCGACAGCGACGUUGCGAUGGCAUGAAAGGAGGCAACUGCCUGGCGGGCGUGUUCAUGCCGUCAAGGGACAAACACCUGCCAUGUAAGGCCGGUAUGGAUGAUGGCCACUACUUGGCACCCCGCCGAGAUUGUCUUGGGGCCAAGGGGGCUCCACUUUGGAUGCCGCCCAGACCUUCUUGCGGUGCGUGGGGCGCUUCUGUUCUAACCCAACUCCCGAAGGGCAACCUGCGGAAGGCUCUCAAGGUCCCCCAGCGCGCACGCGUUUUGCAGCGGUGUUGGUGGCCGAAAGAGGUGCCGGCAUGCGACGGUGGGGUUGGCACCAAGCCAGACACGGCCUCAGGGGAGCCUUUGAUCGCUGUUCCUGGGCCAUCAUCCGUUGCUCUGCUCUCUCUCGCCCGAUAGGAUCAUCCUGACAAGGCGGGAGCUAUCUCUCUGAUCACCCUGCUUGUUUCGACCUUGCAUUCCUCGUUUUUUCCCUUCUUUUCCGCGCGCACCAAACGGCCGUCCUUCCGAACCAAGAAGCACGACCCCGCCAGGAACCUCAACCCUCUGGCCCGCUCCACCUCCUUCCGUGGGCACGGGGUCCUCGGGAUGAGGACGCUAAGCCACCCACGGCGCAGGGAUGCGACUGCGCGGUAUCUCUCACUACCCUUCUCGUCGCGGCCGAGGUGAGUGGACCGCUGGAAGCUGGGUCUCCGUAUCGGAGAGUCGUGCCCCCUUGUCUCGACGGGCCAAUGGAUGCUUUGCGUAUGGGGUCGACGAGGGCGGCUUUCCGCAUGGCCCAUGUUCGAGGUCCGGCCCCAUCCGGUCGCCUCUGGGCAAACGUCCUCUACGUACGCGCCGUCCUGGACAGCUUGGUCAAUGUUGCGUUGCAGCAGCGCAUCGUCAUGCUUGGCACUGUCGCAGGCUGGUAGCCAGAUCGGAUACGAGCAGGGGGUGCCCGAACGGCGCCGGGAGGGGAGCCGGACGGCAAGGGGGCCAGGGAUGUCUCCUUCCAUGUUGCCGAAUCCGCAAGUUUCCUGGCCAAGGGCGUGAUUCGUCUUGACGGGUCUCGUCUUUGGACAAGGAGCAGAUGGUUGCAUCGUCUAUAAAGGUUGCUCCCGUCCGCUCAUGUUAGUUUUGCCGAACUUUAUCUCUCCCUCAGAGCUUCCAUAACCCUUGACGGCCCCAACACGUUUCUCUCAUCCAUCCUUAUGCCGAGAACUCCGUCGUCAGCUACGUGAGCGCCUUCUCGGUCUUCCUCGUCGAAGCCCCAAGUCUCUCAACCGAGUAGUCUGGAGCUUCAUACGCGGGAUUAUACCUGCUAGCCAUAGCCUCGUGCCCCCUAUUCUCUGUGGCCUGUCUACAUGCCCCUUAUCCUCUAAUUUUGCAACUCCGUCAACCCG
Messenger RNA from Gaeumannomyces tritici R3-111a-1, 2120 nucleotides. RefSeq lists its product as hypothetical. The record is from RefSeq and is a predicted model, not a curated record. The coding region runs from base 1 to 1137 and encodes 378 amino acids. The transcript has 3 exons. Lineage: Eukaryota; Fungi; Ascomycota; Sordariomycetes; Magnaporthales; Magnaporthaceae.